Messenger RNA from Lytechinus pictus (painted urchin), 4766 nucleotides. RefSeq lists its product as uncharacterized. Gene Ontology annotation, cellular component: nucleus. The record is from RefSeq and is a predicted model, not a curated record. Gene Ontology annotation, biological process: cell differentiation; regulation of transcription by RNA polymerase II. The transcript is spliced from 8 exons. NCBI's taxonomy places the organism in Eukaryota, Metazoa, Echinodermata, Echinoidea, Temnopleuroida, Toxopneustidae. Bases 463 to 1995 code for a protein of 510 amino acids. Gene Ontology annotation, molecular function: DNA-binding transcription factor activity, RNA polymerase II-specific; sequence-specific DNA binding.
GUGUGUUAGGUGCUUUUGACACGCGUGUUCGAGGGUAAGUGUGUAUUAAUGCACAGUCAUGACAAGGUGACUGAAAAUCAGUGCGUUGAGUGUUACUUUUUAUUGACCGAACCUAAUUCGUCCAGGGUUGAACAAGUUGACUCUCGCAGUAUAAAAUCUGCUAAGACAUUCGAGUACCAGUCAUAUUAUAUUUUGUUGUCUAUAGUCCAACAGGUUUUGGAAAAUAUUAACCGGGGCUGGAUCCAGGGUACGAACAAACUGGACUUGGACUAGUAGUAGUAAACUACCAUUGCAUGCACCCAGACGCUUUCACUUUCGUCUCUUCGCUCACUUUGGAGACCACCUGAUCUCGAAUCUGCGUCAUCUACUUGGGAAUAAACACCGCUCUCGGCAAUUUACACAAGAGGAGAAUUAUUGAGAGUAUUUUUCAGGAUUCUUGGAGGGGUUGAAUCCCGGCGAAAGAUGAUGGAAACUGAACUAGCGGAUUAUUGUAAAGAUGAGCCUAUGCUCUUCUCGGAUGUGUACUCCGACCACGUCUCUGGCAUGACCGUGGAGUUCCCCACCCCCAAGGCCUUCCGUGUCGGCUCGUACAGCGGCAGCGACUGCGAGCGCAAAUUCCAGACCUUCCCGACACCGCCCGACUCGCCGGUGCUCGCCGAGCUCACCCCGCCCAACGCACGGCCCGGAAAACAGCAAGUGGCCCCUGGAGUUACGGGGCACACGCAACAAGCCCGGUACAUGCUAAGCGAAGCUGGGUCGAUUUCUGCCGACGGUUCGGCCGCAUCACAUCCCUCUGAAAUGGACUUCUCACUGCUCAUGGAGGAUAUUCUUCACGGAAACAUGACUGAUCAGUUUAACACGCAGCUCUGUGAUAACCAGUACUCUUCGACGUUAGGGCUCACCGAUGGACUCCAAAAAUCAGAGUUCUUGGACAACCUUACACAGUUCUCGUCGAAUUCCCCGAUCAACCUUUCAUCAACGAUGUUCCCGUCAUCCUUCAAUGAAAGCCUGGACGAUUGUACCAUCCCAAGCCCUGCCCCGUCGCCGACGCCGAUCUCUGUCUGUGAUAUCGAUAUUUUCGCCGGCGACCUGCCCAAUCUCGACGAUCUCACGCUGGUCAGCGAGUUUGCCCAAAUGGAAUCUUUUCAACACCGAUCACAACGUGGCGCUUUCGGCAUGAGCUCGUCAGGCGAAGAUUCAGACAUCGAGAGCGUAUCCGGGUACUCCCCGCCUAUCGAAGACCUACAACAAACCUACAACACCAUGUCUUCUUCCAUCAUGUCCCACCCACCACCACUCUACCACGAACACCACCACAACAUCCAACCGUACCACAACUACCGCCACGCCCACCACCAUCACCAGACGCCGUACCCGCAACAGCACGGCUUCGCCGCCGCCGCGUCUGCCCCGAACGGCCGAACGCACAACUACCAGUGUCGCACGAUGCACACGACGCUUCAGAUGCUCGACUCGCACGCGGACGGCGUGGUGAAACCGGAGAUGUCGCCGCAGCAGGGAAGUUGCGCUGGACCAAUCAGGAAGCCGUUCCGCGUCCGACCGCGUAAACAGUCUGUGACGUCAAGCGACGAUGGCGGCAGCGAUGAAGAGCACGUGGUCACGACUACAACUGUCUCCGGCGGGAACGCAGUAUCAUCGCCCAAUAGAAACAGAGGACGAGGAAGGAGAGAAGCCAUGAAAGGAAACCACUUGUGGGAGUUCAUCCGGGAUAUUCUGAAGAAAGACGAAUACAACCCGAAGUUCAUCCGAUGGGAAGAUCGGGAGGCCGGAGUCUUCCGAUUCGUCAACUCGGAAGCCGUCGCCACCAUGUGGGGAAGGAAGAAGAACAACCCGCAGAUGACCUACGAAAAGCUUAGCCGUGCCAUGAGGUAUUACUACAAGCGCGAAAUUUUAGAGAGAGUCGACGGGAGACGGCUGGUCUACAAAUUCGGUAAAAAUGCGGACGGAUGGAAGGAGGCCGCUGGACUCCAAUGAAAAGAGACACUCCAUUGAAUGACUUCAAAAAGACAUGUCGCCAUCUUGACUUUGAAGUGACCUUUACAGCAAGGGGUGGUGACGUCACAUUCGUGGCCAGAUAGGUCAUCCAAUGAACGGACACUUAUGGACGAUGGCUUGUUGUCAUCGCGCGUAUAUACGAGCUUCCGGCGAGUUGCAAAAAAGAAUAUAUUUAUUUAUUGUGCAGUCAGUGCAAUUGAAUAUGAAAGUCUACUUCUUAUUGGUUAACUGUGGCAAUUCGCGGAGGAUUGGACCAAUCGGCGUUCUCCUUCAAUAAUCCUUGUUGGAAAACAGCUGCUCCCAGUUAUGAACUGUAUUGGCGUUCAAUUUUUGGUCUGUUUAUUUAUACGCCCCGCAAAGGUUAAUCUUCGUGCAUAUUGUUGCACACAACAAGGUCAAGUAUAAUCAAGCUCAAAAUAGGACGAGGAUAUCGGGUUUCAGGAUGUAAAAUCCUGUAAAAUGUUAUCGUCGUAUUCCUAAGUAAAUGACAGAUAUAUAGUGGCGGGGUUGUUAAGCGCUAAAAGUCCAACUUCACAUUGAAGAUAAAAUCUGAUUUAGAUAUCGACGAUUCACGCCCCGUAUCACGUCUUUCAGAUGGUGUCAUCGCCGGCAACCCCGUAUCCAAUCAUCAUACCUUUUAAUACAUUUCUGUAAAAACUCUACACAAAUACUGUAAUUGGAUAAAGGUAUUGUUAAAACAUAUAUGUCAAAGAAUCGAUAAGCUUGCCUCUUCUCUAAAAAAAAAUCCAAUAUAUUAGUUGGAAGGAUAAAUAUAUCCACGAUCUGGGCCUUAUUGUCAUAUGACAGAAACAUUCUAGCCUUUUUUUCAAGAAAUCCCAAGAAUCGCCUUGUGGAUUUAAAGAUCAUGUGCCUUUAUAUUUGGAACGGGCUUUGAACAGAUAAGUGUGUUCAAAUACGUAUCUUCCUGAUUUGAUUAUCUUUUGUAAAGACGCAAUGAUUGUCCACGAAAUUUCAUGAAAGGGGUAUUUGAAACACGAUACAAUGUUGAAUGAAAAUAGAAGUACCAUUGGCAAAAACAGGUAACAGUCUUCCAUUACGUUUUGUUCUUCCAAUUCAAAAUAUUCUAGUGAACGUCAAAUCCAUAAGGAAUUUGAUGAAUAUUGUGAUUAAUGGUACUAUUCAUAUUAUGAUUAAAAGAACAAUUAAUUAGGAAUUCCUCUCUUUAUUUUUAAAGAUAUAUUUACACUGCGAGGUUAUUGUUCCAUCCAUAAUGAUAUAAAUUCUUCACACCUUGAACAUGAUGUUUUGUCUAAAAAGAAAUAUAAAAUAUUAGUCCUACCUUUUACAUCUGCUGUUCUAUGUUAUGAAACAGUGUAUAUUUCAAGACUCAUAAUAAGCAUGAAAGCUAAGCUAGAUUGUCUCACCUUUGUUUUAAUUCAUAAAUCAGAUAUAAACUGACAAAGCAAACAAUGUCAGUACUAGGACACUUGAGUUGAUUUUAUCUUAAUUUGCUUUGCAAUUUGUACUGCUCACAUUUGCAAAAUUCACCUAAAUAUGAAAAUUAAUUAUUAUUUUGACUGUAAUAUAGCCAUAUUAUGAUAAUGUGUCACAAUCUAGUUGUAUGAUUUCAUCACACUCUCACACUUGUUUAGCAUGUUUCGUAAGCAACAGUGAAAGGCAAUGCAAAUUUAUUUCUAUAUUAGAAAGAUCUAAAAGCUCUCUGUACUAUUCAAACAAAUUGUUUUAUUGUAGUACUUUUGUAUAUUGUACUCGGCACUCAUGCAUGCAUUUCAACGCACACCGUAUGUAUAUUGAAAAUAAUUAAAUAUGCCACAAUUCCGUUCUAAUUUAGUGCCUUUUUUCACCAGUACUUUGACUCUUGGCGAUACUGAAGUACUAUAUUUUUUACGAUUUUUUUUAAGAUGAUAACAUUAUAACAGUAAUACAUAAAUCAUGCGUGUAUUAAUUUUAUCGACAGAUUUUUGUGUUUUAUGGAUUAUUUUGAACAUCUUUUAAACAGCGGCCUUCAGAAGGAAACCAUGCACUAUUUGUUUCGGUCCAUUCGUGAACUAUGAGGAUAUAUUGUAAGUCUUGAACAGCAAUGGCAACUCACGAUGUGUGCCUUAUUUGUAUUUUAUUACGAAUUAUACAACUAUUUGUGUACUUGUGAAAACAGUAAAAAAUUUAAUAUCUAGUAUCGGGCCACAAAAAUGUAGUUUAACUUUUUUGUUUAAAUCUUGCAAAUGUACAUUUCAGUUGUAGAUACACGUUGAUAUUGUAUCGUAUUUAAAAAAAGAUGUGCUACUUCGAUCGAGUUGUACAUACUGGUUGCCCCGCGGGCGGGGAUUGCUAUACGCACUAAUGGUUAUUUAAGAGAUUUUUGUGAAAUACUUGUAUUUUGAACAAGUAUAGUUUCAGUACGUUUAUUGUAUGUUCUUCUUCUUCUUCUCUUAGACUAAAAGCUAUUUCUACAUUCUCAUUCCAACUGCAAAUAUUCGUGAAUCAUUAACUUCUAUGUGCAGAGCGUACGCUAUACAUUCUCAUCGUUGAAUACUACGUUAGUUCAUUCCCGAUGUCCAUCUUUCUUCAUCUGUCCUUUAUGAUAUUCUGGGCAUCCAGCCUAGCGUGUUUUGUACAGUCGCCGUUUCAGAAAUAACCGAUCUAUGUAGAUUGAUUUAUGCCAAAACUUUCUUCCGUUUUGUUCUGUGUUAUAUUUGUAUUUAUGAGAUGGAGAGGAGAACACUAUUACGUAAUAAAGAGUCACAUUCUGUAAAUGGAAUAAAAUUAAA